AUGACGAAAUGGAGGAGGGGCCAAACAAGAGGAGCUGGCGAACGUGGCCUGCUUCCGAGGGUCGUUCACUUUUCCAACAUGUUCAUCCAGUGUGCGCAGAUGGAGGUGACCGACCUAGAUGAGCUAUCGAAGAAGAUGUUGAAAGCAUGGAAGCUGGCAGAGGUUGAGUGGGCAGCCAAGGAUGCCGAUGAGGUAAAAGUGGCGGUGGUGAUAGAGGUGGCGGAGCAGGCCAAAUUAGCAGAAAUGGAGGCGGCCAUGGCAAAGGUAGUGGCUGAUUACCAAAGCUCGGGGGAGUUCACUGCUUUGGUAGAUAACAGAGGGCUUGACCAUUGGACUCACACAGUCGAUAAGUACCUGGGUGACAAAUGUCGAUUACUUCAUAGGGGCCUCCUCACGAAGGGUCGAGGGUUUCUUCGGUGGGGAUGUCGUUCAGUAUAUGGCUACGUUGAUUUCUGCAAGCACGAUUGCUUCGGUGCCGAAGGCUAA
Messenger RNA from Prunus armeniaca (apricot), 486 nucleotides. NCBI's taxonomy places the organism in Eukaryota, Viridiplantae, Streptophyta, Magnoliopsida, Rosales, Rosaceae. The record is from the annotation of a GenBank genome assembly.